Molecule: messenger RNA, 1338 nt
Organism: Lactuca saligna
Lineage: Eukaryota; Viridiplantae; Streptophyta; Magnoliopsida; Asterales; Asteraceae
Source: the annotation of a GenBank genome assembly
UGGUAUUGGAAAAAUCAAAAGGUAAAGUUGUACUUUCAUUUUCAUCUCUCCACUCCUCCAACUCUGCCUAAACGCUAUCUUCCCUCGGUGUCACUUUCUCUCAUUAUCAUCAAAGCUUUGAUUUUUCUUCCUCUUCAGAACUCUCUGGUAGUCUCCCGUCUCACAGAAUCGAAAAGUCUAAAUUUUGAUCUUUAAUUCCAAGGAAGUUCUUAGGGUUAUUGAUCACAAUAUUUGGAAUUUUUUUCUAUUCCCAUGGAGGUUCCAGAAAUUGAAGAAGGCGAAAACGCGACUCAUCUAACUUCUCCUGCAGCUUUCGUAGAAGGAGGAAUACAAGAAGCUUGUGAAGAUUCUUGUAGCAUUUGCCUCGAAGCUUUUUGUGAUAGCGAUCCGGGAACAGUGACAAGUUGCAAGCAUGAAUUCCACCUUCAAUGCAUUCUUGAAUGGUGUCAAAGAAGCUCUAAUUGUCCAAUGUGUUGGCAAGCCAUUAGCCUAAAGGAUCCUUUAAGUCAAGAAUUAUUGGAGGCAAUAGAACAAGAAAGGCGAAUCAGAUUCAACCCCACAAGAAAUUCAAACUCCACAAUAUUUCAUCACCCAACACUCGGUGACUUUGAACUACAACAUUUGCCAGUUGGUGUGAAUGAUAGCGAACUUGAGGAUCGAAUCAUUCAACAUCUGGCGGCUGCAGCCGCCAUGGGCCGGGCCCGCCAUGUGGGCCGGAGGGACGGGUCAAGAAACCGGUCAACGGGUCCGGGUCAGGGUCAGGGUCAGGGUCGACCCCAGUUCUUGGUUUUUUCCACUAGUCCCAAUGCGGGCCCACCUGCCACCAUGGCGGGCUCUGGUGGCCCGGUUGAAGAGUCUGAAGAACUUGGUGGGCCCGCUGUUAUUGGGCCUGUUAGUGGAUCGGGCCUGUUUACGGGUCGUGGAGGUGAAACAUCUAGCAUGACUAAUGAUUCAAUUAGUCAAAGUCAACAAGGAACAUCGGUUAUUCAUAGAAACUCAAGCAAUCUAUCUUCUCCACCUAAUCAAGAUACAGCAGGGCCUUCAGAGUUGCAAACAGCUUCAGAGACAUGGAAAUCUAAAUUCAAUGCCAUUUCAACAAGAUAUAAAGAAUCACUAUCAAAAAGUACAAGAGGGUGGAAGGAGAGACUUUUCAACAAGAGUCCACCAUCAAUGUCAAAUAUUGAGAAGACCAUAAUGGUGUUGAAAGAAAUCAAAGAAUCAACUAGUGUUGUCAAGAACACGUAUGAUAAAGAGCUAAAUCACACCUCUAAAACUUUACUAUCUGCUUGUAAAUUUGUUGGCUGUACUGUUAUAACAACAGUACACAGUACAGCCUGA